AUGCCAUUAUGCGAUCUUUGCCAGUCGUUGGACGUCCUCGACAUCCCUAAGCUACCACCCGAUUACAAAAUCCAUACUGUCACUCGACGCGACUACCCAUGCCUAGUCCAAAUCAGUAGCCAACCUCUCAGGGACCUCUGGAAGAACAAGCAAGACCGUCCAAAGGAUCAAGAACCCAUUGGCAUACCCUUCCACCAAUCUAUCGAAGACCUCGAAGACGCCGCUGCCGAUGACUGCGCAAUUUGCAAGACCGUACAGCGCGAUGUCGCGCAGUUUCAGUCCGACUUCAGUGGGGCGAAGAAGGAACCUGGGAUUCGUGCCGAGCGUGGCGGAGGACCGGAUUGGAAGAUGUGUCUGGUUAGGGGUGUGAAUGAUACCGGAGGUUUCAUGGUGGUGUCGGUCGAUGCAAAUAUCUGCCAAGACGACUCAGAAGACUGGUCGCGCGAAACAUCGCGCAUGGCCUCCGUCUACUCAAACGCAUACAUCAUGCUCUCCGCAACCGGUUCUCCCUCCUCUACAUCUGGGCUAUCCAUCUUCUCACCCAACCGCCCCGCACCCAACUACUCCCCUUUCGAAUACACAACCAAAGACGGUAUCAAAGGAACUCUCCACGCCUUCUCCUCCUCUCGCGAAACAGCCGCAAAGCCCUCCUGGGCCGGAAACAACGCAAUGCUAAAGACCGAGCCACUCAGCCAACGCGGCUGGGCGUUACAAGAACGCUGGCUCGCACCGCGUGUGCUACAUUUCGGCACGGAGCAGAUAUUCUUCGAGUGCUACUGUUCUUUCCUGAGCGAGCACGGUUUCUACCUACCAGGGCGAGUGGAUACUCUUUUCCCAACUACUUCCCGUACAUUCCCAUCGCACACCCACCCUUCCUCCCCGGAUAAACCUAUCCCAGAUAAAGACAACCCCACGCUACAUUGGCACGCAGUCCUAGACGCCUACUCCCGCCGUUCUCUAACCAAACCUUCGGAUAAACUGGUUGCCCUCUCUGGCCUCGCACGCACCUACGCUUCCUUGCUCCCUUCUCCUACCACCUACCUCGCGGGGCACUGGUCCCCGACCUUACUCCAUGACCUAAUCUGGCAAGCCGUCGGCACGACAACCUCACCAGCAGUAUACCGCGCACCGAGCUGGUCCUGGGCCGCCAUCGACGGGCCGUUCGGCCUCUUCAGCCCGAAUUCAGGUGUGGGGUGGGACAAGGGGGACUGGACCGCUUUAGCCAAGAUCCACGCUACGAGUAUUACGUUGAAGAGCGCCCACAAUCCUUUCGGCGAGGUAACGGACGGACGAAGCGGGUAUUAG
This is a messenger RNA of Alternaria infectoria, 1305 nucleotides long. RefSeq lists its product as uncharacterized. The record is from RefSeq and is a predicted model, not a curated record. The transcript is spliced from 3 exons. Lineage: Eukaryota; Fungi; Ascomycota; Dothideomycetes; Pleosporales; Pleosporaceae. The coding region runs from base 1 to 1305 and encodes 434 amino acids.